AUGCCAUUUCAAUCACCUACUGUGGAAGUCGAACCGCCGCUGAAACGGAGGAAGAUACGAAAGGGCACUACUAGUUGCUGGGAAUGUAAGAAAAGAAAAGUACGCUGCCACUUCAUCUCUCCGACAAGCAAGGUCUGCGUUGGCUGCUCACGACGCUUCACGCCAUGCUUGAGCCAGGAGUACGAUGUUGUGGGCGGGGAUUUCAACGGACAAGAUGGCAACGAACUCGGCCAGGAGGCUGGUGCCUCUAUGACACAGAGUCAGCGACUGGGACAAAAAGGGCCUGCCUCGUCACCGAAGCCUAGACGAGAUCUUUUGGAGGACGUUCUCACGCUAUCCCCAACAAUUAUUCCUAGAAAUGCUUCUGAGACCAACAUCCAACUUCUUGACUGCGCCGUUAGCAGACGCUACAGAAGAAUCUCCCGUGACCUGCACGCCGUCUUACCAUCACAGCGUGAUGCUGACCUCAUCAUUGCAGCCGGGAACACACCCUGCUUCCUGCAAUUUUUCACCCGGCCCUACAAGGACCUCUUUCGUGGCAACAUGCGACCUCCGUCUAGCCUGUCUGCUCUACCCAGUCCUUGCAGCCACCCAGUCCUCCUCGCCCGGACCCUGCUUUAUCUCGCCCAUGGAAUUCAAAACCUACACCCGUCCACUUUCAACGCUGAGCAGCUGAGCCUUGCGUCUCAUUCUAAAGCCAUGCGGGGAUACUUACAUAUAGCAUCUACACUAGUCAUCGGUGAUGUUGAGAUGCUCAGCUCUCUCGAAGGACUAGAAUGUCUGAUUCUCGAAGGAGUAUACUAUAUAAAUGCCGGGGACCUCCGUCGUGCGUGGUCAGUGUUUCGGCGAGCUAUUGCCCUCGCUCAGCUUCUGGGCUUACCCAAGAGACACACCAGCCUCGUUGUUCUUGAUCCUCAGUCGAUGGCAUCCCCUUCGUUUAUGUGGUAUCGAAUCGUCCAUCAAGAUAGAUACCUAUCUCUUAUGCUAAGUUUACCUCCCGGAGUUGAUGAAGCCACCAUCGCCGUUCCGGAUAGACUAGAGCUGGUCGAUUGUCCAUCUGAAUAUCUCGAGCGUAUUCACUGCGUCUUAACGGGACGAAUGGCUGCUCGUAACAACAGUAUCAAUGAAGAGGACCUUGCGGAGUAUUCAACAACAUCGACUAUUGACAAAGAAUUGCAAAAAGCUGCCGAACAUAUGGCGCCUGAGUGGUGGCUGUUACCAACUACGAAACGCCAGGCCAACGGCGCCGUGACUGGGAAUGACAAACUUGAAGAUGUGUUACGAAUCCUGGUCCACAUCACGCAUUUCCAGCUACUCAUCCUACUCCAUCUGCCGUAUAUGCUUCUUUCUUCUCCAGAGCGCCCAUACAACUACAGUGAGGCGGCUUGCGUGAAUGCAAGCCGUGAGUGUCUAAACCGCUACAUACGAUUUCGGUGCAUGGACAAAGUCCCCUUUUGUUGUCGAGCCAUCGACUUUGCAGCCUUCAUCGCCUGUCUUGCCCUUCUUCUCGCUCAUCUUGAUGAGUCUUGUCGCAGUCCGAAAACAGCAUGUGUUCUUGCACAUCAUCGCCUUAGCGACCGUGCCAUGGUUGAAGAAGUGCUUGAGCUUAUGAAAGGAUUGGAUCAGGAAAGUAACGAUGAGGAUGAUGUGCUCCUACGCCAGACAGCAAGUAUCCUGGCGCACUUAUCCUCCAUCACAGCGGAUGCCGCGAGCCGGACUAAUGACAAUUUGAUAAAUGUCCCGACAAGCACAGACGCGGAUAUUUCAAGUCACUGUCUUCGGCUUGCGAUACCAUGCUUUGGUAGAGCAAGCAUUACUAGAAAUGGUAUCCACAAAGAGAAGCGGUCGGAUGAGAGCUACCACGGGGUGCAUGAGGCAUCGCCCUCACUUUCCUCCUCUACCAGGCUUGGAGUACGGCAAGAGGGGUCAUCGGGAACAAUUUUGCAGGGCGAUUUGUUGACAGGAAGUUUCAUGCAGAUGUAUACUCAAGAUAUUUCCGUGGAUCAAUUUGCAGAAAACGACUGGACUCAACAUGAACUCAACGCCUCGUCUUUUGAAGAACCUCUGGUACUUUCAUACGAUUAUGGUAUAGGGACUGGUUUGUUUCUACCUUCCACGCAAGAAUCCGACCAACGACCUGGGAUGAACGAGCUCUAG
Messenger RNA from Clonostachys byssicola, 2157 nucleotides. The record is from the annotation of a GenBank genome assembly. NCBI's taxonomy places the organism in Eukaryota, Fungi, Ascomycota, Sordariomycetes, Hypocreales, Bionectriaceae.